Molecule: messenger RNA, 4485 nt
Organism: Sardina pilchardus (European sardine)
Lineage: Eukaryota; Metazoa; Chordata; Actinopteri; Clupeiformes; Clupeidae
Gene: fxr2
Product: FMR1 autosomal homolog 2
Exons: 18
Coding region: 636-2855 (739 amino acids)
Biological process (GO): regulation of filopodium assembly; regulation of alternative mRNA splicing, via spliceosome; positive regulation of translation
Cellular component (GO): neuronal cell body; membrane; presynapse
Molecular function (GO): mRNA 3'-UTR binding; translation regulator activity; protein homodimerization activity
Source: RefSeq, a predicted model, not a curated record
GCGUUUGAGGGGACGGGCGGUAGGGGUAAAAGGAGUUGCCGGGCGUUAGCAGAGCAUUAACGGCGUUUGGGAGGAGGCUUUUGUCGCUAUCUGCCAUUUCAAAACAAGAGAGAAUCGCCAGUCUCCAAACUCAAUACCAAGCCGACGUAUACACUUCGCCUUCAGUACAAUUUACAACGCCGGUAGCUGGGAGAAUUAAGGUGUCGAAGAUCGCUAAUUAGCGAUACAGCUAGCAGUUAGCCAGCACCUUUCAUAGCUAGCAUAGCUAAGUUACGUUCUCAUUAGCAAACAAUCGUCCUCGCGCCCCAACCAGUUCUGUUUGAUACUUCUGAUCUCGAACAACGUCAGUAUUCUAUGCUAUUAGCGUGCACGUUUUUCUUAUUUACUGUUAGAGCUAACGUUAGCGUACGAGUGAGCCUGGCCGCUGGAAACGGUUUGUGGCUACCCAUUGAUACUGCGAACCAUCACUCCCAGGUCCCCCAUCACCUCUGCCCCUUUCCCUUCCACCCGACACCCUGGAAAUCCACAAGCGGCCGGAGAACGGCGUCGAGCCAGCGAAGCUGGGGGUGGUUUCGGACUCCCACCUUAUCGGAGCGCCGACAGAGAGGCAUAGUCGUGGGGACGUGAAGACGACUAUGGACGGACUGGCGGUGGAGGUCCGAGGCUCGAACGGGGCCUUCUACAAGGGCUUCAUCAAGGAUGUCCAUGAAGAAACACUCACAAUAGCCUUCGAAAACAACUGGCAGCCAGAAAGACAGAUGCCUUUCAGUGAUGUUCGGCUGCCGCCACCGACAGACUACCACAAGGACAUCGCUGAGGGAGAAGAGGUGGAGGUGUAUUCUCUGGCCCCUGGCAUCGCUCGACACACACCUUACCUUGUCCAGCCCCACACGCACGCACGCGCGCACACACACACGCACAGAUCUCCCCACCCGCCCCUUCCUCCAUCCUCUGCGCCGCCUGAGGUGUACUCGCGGGCGAACGACCAAGAGCCCUGUGGCUGGUGGCUGGCCCGCGUCCGUAUGAUGAAGGGAGAGGUGAGUCAGGGCCUGUUCUACGUGAUCGAGUACGCAGCGUGCGAACCGUCGUACAACGAGAUCGUCACGUCGGAGCGGAUCCGGCCAGUCAACCCCAACAGCCCCUCGUCACGGAGCUCCUUCCACAAAGUCCGCGUCGCUGUCCCCGAAGACCUGAGAGACAUCUGUAUGAACGACAACAUCCACAAAGACUUCAGGAAAGCCAUCGGAGCCAACUGCAUCUUCUACAACACUCCUACCCACGAACUUGUCAUCCUGUCCACAAAUGAGACCACAGUGAAGCGCGCCAAUCUCCUCAGUGACAUGCACUUUCGCAGCAUCCGCACUAAACUCAUGCUCAAGUCCCGCAAUGAAGAGGCCACCAAACACCUUGAGACAAGCAAGCAGCUGGCGUCUGCGUACCAGGAGGAGGUGCGCGUGAGGGAAGACCUGAUGGGAUUGGCCAUCGGUUCCCAUGGCGCCAACAUCCAGCAGGCCCGCAAGGUGCCCGGGGUCACCGCCAUCGAGCUGGAGGAGGAGAGCUGCACUUUCAGGAUCUACGGAGAGACCCCAGAGGCUGUGAAGCAGGCCCGAGUUUAUCUUGAGUUUAAGGAAGAUGCCUUCCAGGUGCCCAGACACCUUGUUGGUAAAGUGAUUGGCAAGAGCGGCAAGAUCAUCCAGGAGAUAGUGGACAAGUCUGGCGUGGUGCGGGUGCGGAUUGAGGGGGACAACGACAAAAAGAUCCCCCGUGAGGAGGUAGGCAGAGAGGGGACUCGCAGAGACGUCACUUCAGGCAGCCAAGAGGGAAUGGUUCCGUUCAUCUUCGUGGGCACCAAGGAGAACAUCAGCAAUGCACAGGCACUGUUGGAGUACCACGUGGCUUACUUACAGGAAGUUGAGCAGCUGCGUCAGGAGCGUCUCCAGAUCGACGAGCAGCUCCGUCAGAUCGGCGUGGGCUACCGCGCUCCCGCCAACCGCUCCGGACCGGGCGGUGCAGCGGGCGACCGCGAGCGAGGCUACACGACCGACGACAGCACCAACUCCGCCAACCUGCACACCUCGCGCACCUACGGGGGCCGUGGCCGCGGGCGAAGGGCCUCCAACUCCCAGUACUCUGGCUAUGGCACUAACUCCGAGCUCUCCAACGCUUCAGAGUCGGAGGAGGUGGGCGAGCGGGACGUUCGGCCACGCGGCGUGGAGAGGGGCGGCGGCGACGAGCGCGGCGCCCGCCGGGGGGGCCGGGGACGCGGCAACAGCACCGGGAGAGGGCGCGGAGGGGCCGGCCCACGCCAGAACAACUCCAUCAGCUCAGGUGAGCACGCAGAGAUGCUGAGGGACCCAGACAGUAACCCGUACUCUCUGCUGGAGGGCGAGGGUGAGCCUGGUGGCGACACCGACGCCAGCGAGGGCCCCGGCGCCGGCAACGGCAACGACCGCAGGAGACGCUCCCGGCGCCGCCGGACCGACCAGGACCCCAGCGUCAUGGACGCCGCCGCCAGCGAGUCCGAUGGCCAGGCCGCCGCCAGUGAGAAUGGACUAGAGGAGGACGGCAAGCCCCAGCGCCGAAACAGGAGUCGCCGUCGCCGUAACCGUGCCAACCGUCCCGAGGGUGGAUCCACCAGCCGUGACAGACAGCCAGUGACUGUGGCAGACUUCAUCUCUCGCCCCGAGUCUCAGAGUCGACAGAACCUUCCCCCAAAGGAGAAGGAGACACAGCCUGCCCCACACACUAAGGAGAACGGGACGGCCAAUAAGAAGGAGGAGCGUGCGGCCUCCAAGCGUUCCCCCAGCAACGGCGUGGCCAACGCGGGCGAGGCCCUAGUCAACGGCGUCUCGUAGAGCGCCCUCCGCGCCAGUCACGACCAGCGUCUAGAGCAAGACAUCACGGCAAACUAUCUGUCCCUGCUUGCAUUUGCGUAACAAAGAAAAAAAAAAGAUAUCCUAUCAAACAGAUGAGUGAGAAAAAAAUCGACUUCAAAAACCUGAAUCCAUACGAGAGAUGUUUAAAAAGAAUUUUAAAAACCACAAAAAAACGACAAACGCAUCUAAUUAAAAAACCACACAUUAAUGAUGUAUGUUUAUCCUAUCUAUCAGUACUUAGAGCUUAUUUAAGACUAGCUUGCCAAACAUAAGCUGGUGGAUACGACUCGAUCUUUAAUGACAUACUGAACUCAGAAACAGGACGUGACUAUUGUUAUUGUUAACUUUUUUUUGUUUAUUUUUUUGUCCUUUUUUUGUUGUUCGUUUUUGUUUUUGUUUUGUUUCACUGGUUUAGAGGCUUGUGAUCACACUUGGUCAUAGAUAGACACAUCUUUGAAACAAUGUUGGCAAGAGAAAUAAAAGAAAAAAAAGAAAAUGGGAGGAGAUGAAAAAGGGAGAUCUGAGGUGAUUAUCGAUGAGGCGUGGGGCUGGGCGGGACCCCAACGAGUUGACUGACAGGUGUCCGUCAGGCAGUGCGGUGCAGUUACGGUGGUGUUAGCCAGGCAUGAGAGAUUGGGUUGGACGGAGAGACAUUGUGCCUUGAAUUUGAAAAAAAAGAGAAAACUUGAGAUUUUUUUUUGUUUUUGUUUUGUUUUCUUUAUCUUUUUUUUCCACGGAAAGAUGGAUGGAGUUGCUUUUAGUGUGUUUUCGUUUUUGUUGAUGUCUCGAUGGGGUUGAGGAGAGAGUGAAAAGCUGAAGUUUAACAGUCCACGGUGGCACAGGGGGGGUGGGAUGGAGUCGGUGGUUCGCAGAACAGGGAAGUAUGAUGCCAAAAGAGAAUUUCAAGGGCACCGGUCCCCCUCAGUAUGAAAUGUAGACAGGGACCGUGUUACACAAAGAACACUUGUCCUUUUUUUGGGGGGGGGGGGGAGGUGCGGGGGGCGGGAGAGAAGGCGAUGUGGGCAGGACAGUGUUUGUGUUGUUGAGUGUGUGUGUGCGUGCGUGCGAGAGACAGUGUUUUAAGGUGCGUAUGUCUUUGUGCGCACGUGGGUGUGUGUGUGUGUGUGUGUGCGUGCGUUCAUGUGUGCAGUUGAGAGAGAUGUGACCUGAGAGCGUAGUCAGGGACAGGGGGUGGGUCUCAAAGCGGACCCCGCCCCCUCCCUCCGAGCUGUGAAGGGAUUGGGCGCCCAGGUGAGGCUUGUUUUGAUUGGUGGCUUGAGAGGUGCCCGUCUCUGACUAGCCCAAACACAACCCCUUGCCCCUCAAACCCCCUACUGACGCCACUCAAAUCCAAUACCACGCCGUGGUCCCCGCCUUCUAGACUCCUAUAAACAACAAAAUAGACACACACACACACACACACAUACACAUACAUACACACAGAGAGACGUUCAGUGCCUCUACAAACACCCGAGCUCCACUCCCCACCCUCUUGGCUGAUCCCCCACUAACCAUCGCAGUAGACUCGCGGAAGAGACCUAUUUGUUUGGGGGCGCACAUGGGUGUGAGCGACAGGAGCGUGGGUGUGUAAAGGAGUGUGUCUGGGCUC